Aspergillus wentii DTO 134E9 is the source of this 744-nucleotide messenger RNA. RefSeq names its product lytic polysaccharide monooxygenase auxiliary activity family 9 protein. Bases 1 to 744 code for a protein of 247 amino acids. The record is from RefSeq and is a predicted model, not a curated record. The transcript has 2 exons. NCBI's taxonomy places the organism in Eukaryota, Fungi, Ascomycota, Eurotiomycetes, Eurotiales, Aspergillaceae.
AUGUCUUUCUCUAAGAUCGCUGCUGGCCUUCUUGCCUCUGCCUCGCUUGUGGCUGGCCACGGUUACGUCUCUGGCAUUGUUGCUGAUGGAAAAUACUACGAUGGAUACCUCGUGAACGAGUACUCCUACUCAGACAACCCCCCCAAAUCCAUCGGUUGGUCGACCAGCGCCACCGACCUUGGAUUCGUCGACGGCUCUGAGUACCAGUCUCCCGACAUCAUCUGCCACAAGGAUGGCAAGCCUGGUGCCCUGACUGCCCCUGUCACCGCUGGCUCGGAGAUCGAGAUGGAGUGGACCGAGUGGCCCGACAGCCACCACGGCCCCGUCAUCACCUACCUCGCCCCCUGCGAUGGCGACUGCUCCUCCGUCGACAAGACCAAGCUUGAGUUCUUCAAGAUCGACGCCAAGGGCCUCAUCGAUGGCAGCAGCCCGCCAGGCACCUGGGCCACCGACAAGAUGAUCAGCAACAACAACACCUGGACCCUGACCAUCCCCAAGGCUGUCUCGGACGGUAACUACGUUCUCCGCCAUGAGAUCAUUGCCCUUCACUCCGCCGGCAACAAGGACGGUGCUCAGAACUACGUCCAGUGUGUCAACAUCAAGGUCACUGGUGGCGGUGAUGCCGAGCCUGAAGGUACCCUCGGUGAGAAGCUGUACAAGGACACCGACCCCGGUAUCAAGUUCGACAUCUACAGCUCCCUCGACAGCUACCCCAUGCCUGGCCCCGCCAUGUUCAAUGCUUAA